Messenger RNA from Larimichthys crocea (large yellow croaker), 675 nucleotides. It is a transcript of the gene coxfa4b, whose product is annotated as NDUFA4 mitochondrial complex associated b. Gene Ontology annotation, cellular component: respiratory chain complex IV. Bases 176 to 433 code for a protein of 85 amino acids. NCBI's taxonomy places the organism in Eukaryota, Metazoa, Chordata, Actinopteri, Sciaenidae. The record is from RefSeq and is a predicted model, not a curated record. The transcript has 4 exons.
UUUUGUCGUUGCAUUGUGGGAUUGGCUGACAGUCAGAGGAGGUGGUGUGCGCUUCACUGUACGUUCAGGCCUGCGGGAACAGCACCAGAUCUUCCGCACAGGCGCGCAUUUCUUUUUUUAUUUUACCGGCAGAUUUUCGCGUUAACGGACCCCAUCAGCGGGAGGAUUGUCCACCAUGCCGUCCAUGUUACAGACCGUCGGUAAACAGCUUAGGAACCACCCGGCUCUCAUCCCACUCUUCAUCUUCAUCGGUGGCGGGGCAACCAUGAGCGUGCUGUACUUGGGUCGGCUGGCGCUGAAAAACCCUGACGUCUCAUGGGAUCGCAAGAACAACCCCGAGCCCUGGAACAAGCUUGAGCCUACUCAGCAGUACAAACUUUUCGCUAUUAACAUGGACUACUCCAAGCUGAAGAAGGACAGGCCUGAUUUCUAAGUCGACAUGUCUCCUCACCUCUCAUCACAUCUCUGGCGUUGUCGUCAGCGUGACGGGCCUUUGCACUUUCUGCCAAACAACCCAUGACGCUGAAUGAAGGUUGAGAGUGCACCCGUUCAUUUCCAUUGUGAAGGGGAAAGGAAUCAUUGACUGUACGAAAUAAAACAGGCAACCACCUGUUUUCCUAAUUAAUGAAUUUUAUUUUUGACUGUGUUGUAAAUGAUUAAAACAAUCAUAAACUA